CGGAGCCGGCGACGUCUCCUUCAGCCGCCUCACACGGACCCGCUUCCCAGCUGAGAGCUCCGUCUCAAGGUCUUCUCUUGACUCUGGACAUUACACUGCAUGUAAGUACUUAAAAGCGGCACCUGCUAGCUAUAUGUUUGCAUACAUAUCAGUUACUGUAAUACGAGUAGUUUGUAUAGCAUUUUAAAGUUCACAGACCAUUUAGAGGCUAUACGAACUGAAGAUAUUAGGGUUAACGGUUAAAUGAGAUUGUGGCCGUAAUUUAACCAACGGUAGCGUUAAAUACAGCUUGCUAUACAGGUUCGCUGUUUCGUUUAAUGAACUGGUGUUAAUAAAAUACAUAAUAUGUAUAACUUACCUUUCAGAAGCAAUAUCUGCGCCUUAAAGAAUUCAUCCUGCCAGCGCACCCAGUAAAUUUUCUUUUGAUCGUUACCUACGUUCUUGUCAAAGUCCUUGAUAUCAGUAGCUGGAACAAUUUCUUUACAACCGUCGUCUAGGUACUUCACGUAGGCAAACAUCGUCAAUCACCCUGUAUGCUAAUAAGCGAGUCCGUCUAACGGUCAAACGUCACUGACUCAAACGGUCAAACGUCUUACGGUCAAACGUCCAUAAGUAUGCGCGAGGCGAUUUUAAGUUAUAUGCGGGAAGCGCGUGAUGUUUUUAAAGUUAAAAGCGGGAAGCGCGAGGGGAUUUUAAGUUAUAUGCAGCGCGUGAGGUUUUUCAACAAUAUGAGUGUAAGCUGGAUUUGUUAGGCUGCAUGACUUCUAAAUUGAAUGUAACUGAUUUGAUAUCACACUAAAUAUUGAUGCUGUAAUCCAAGCAUGUAGUUGCCAAAUAGCUAAUUAACUUUAACUAAAUAUUCAAAUAUUGUAGUAGGCUAAUAAGUUAUAAAUGAAGUGUAUUUGAGUGGUUUUAAGUUUGUGGUUUGGAUUCACUAUUUUUUUCUUUUUUCUUUUAUUAAUGAUGUACAUGUUAUUCUUUAUUUUAGAAUGUCCAAACGUAAGUACAAAUUGUACUUGGAGCCAAACAACACUACUAAAAUACCUCGUUCAAGAUUGACAAGAAGACAUUUGGAUGCUUUGGAUUUCACUGAUGACCACAACAAUGAAGAGGGCAGAAUCAGUCCUCACCUGAGCCCUGCAGAUUUUGAGACCACCUCUCCAUCUGGCCAUUUCGAACUUAUUAAGCAUUAUGAUCAAACAGACACGAUUGACCAUUUUGAAAUUUACCUCAGGCUUUGGAUUUCACUGGUGACAUCAAUGAAGAGGACAGAGUCAGUCCUCACCUGAGCCCUGCAGAUGUUGAGGUCAUAUCUGCACCUGUUAAUCUUGAUCUUCAGCUGGAUACAGAUGACACAACCGACCAGCUGCAACCAAGAGAUGUGGCUUCCUCACCUGAAGGCAGUGUUUAUGGACUCGAUUCAGAUCUGGAAGAUCUUGGAGAGGAUGAACCAGUGAGAGAGACAUGUUUUCACAAAGACAUGGACUCAGUGCUCAUGUCAGCAGGUACAACAAUGAAGGCUGAAGCACUGAUCAUGAUAAUGAGUCAUGCAGCAAGGCACAAUAUAACAGGGACACAACUUGAUGAUUUAUUAAAACUCAUAAAUACUCUGUUUGGCAAAGAGGUGCUACCAAGAUCAAAAUAUUUGUUCAACAAGGUCUUUCAAAACAACUCAGACAGCGUGGAGUUUCACUACUAUUGCAAAACCUGUAAAGUAUAUAUUGGCACAAAGGGAGACAUAAAAGACAAAAACAUUUCACAGUGUUCAAUUUGUACUACUUCUGUUGAAAUUGAUUCAAUGAACAGUUCAAGUUUCUUUAUCAACAUACCAAUUGCACCUCAAAUUCAGACACUUUUAGAAACUCCUCAGAUUCAAGACAACUUGAGCUACAGACACCAAAGGCCACAAAAUGAUCAUGUGAUCUCUGACAUCUUUGAUGGCGAAAAGUAUCAAAACUUAUCAAAACCAGGUGGAAUUCUGUCAGAUCCAAACAAUGUGUCGUUUAAUUUCAAUUCUGAUGGCUCACCUGUGUUCAAGUCUUCCAGAUUUUCAAUAUGGCCAAUACAGCUGCAUUUAAACGAGCUUCCUCCCAAAAUGAGAUUUAACAAUGUAGUACUUGCAGGUCUGUGGUUUGGGGCUCAAGAGCCUGUCAUGUCCAUCUUUCUCAGACCUUUUGUUGAACAGGCCAAAACACUGGCAUCCAAAGGUGUGUGCUGGAGAAAAAAUGGAAACUGUGUAAAUAGUAAAGUUGUUGGACUAUGUUGUUGUGUAGACUCAAAGGCAAGACCAACCAUGCAAAACACAACACAGUUUAAUGGGUACUUUGGUUGUGGUUUCUGUUUACAUCCUGGAACUCUUGUAGAGAAAACAGUGAAGUAUACUGUGACUGCGACUGAAUAUCCUGACAGAGAUGCAAAACAAGUGCUGGCAGAUAUGGAGCAGGCAGUAGCACAAAACAAAAGUGUCAGAGGUGUGAAAGGUCCAUCGCCACUCAUCAACAUGCCUUAUUUUGAUAUAGUGUGGGGCUUUGUUCCAGACUAUAUGCAUGCUGUGUUACUUGGUGUCAUCAGACAACUCACAGAGCUCCUUCUAAACAACAGUGACCAACCCUACUACAUUGGGAAUGGCUCCACUAUGAGGGUGCUAGAAAAAAGAAUGAAGGACAUAAAGCCACCACACCUGAUAACUCGACUACCCAGACCUCUUGCAGAGCUCAGGCAGUGGAAAGCCUCCGAGUGGAGAACAUGGCUUCUGUUUUACAGCUUGCCUGUCCUGAAUGGUGUACUUCAGCCAUGCUAUCUGAAGCACCUAGGCCUUCUGGUGGCAGCAGUAUUUCUUCUUUUGAAAGAGAAUGUCACCUUCCAAGACAUAAACAAUGCAGAUAACAUGCUGUUUGAGUUUGUUGCAAGGUUUCAGUUGCUGUAUGGAGAAGUGUCAAUGACAUUUAAUGUACAUCUGUUAACUCACCUUGCAAAGUCGGUGAAAUUAUGGGGGCCACUCUGGGCACACUCAGCAUUUGUAUUUGAAAAUGCAAAUGGUGGGCUGUUAAAACUGGUUCAUGGGACUAAGUGUGUAGCUCUCCAGAUUGUGAACAAAUUCCUGUUGCACAGAGCAAUACCUCUCUUAACCUCCAGGCAUGCAGUAAGGGAGCAAGUGAAGGAGUUCUGUUUGGAUAUGACAAAUGACAGAAGAGUAAAAAGAUACACAACAUUUAAAGACACAACUGUUCUGGACAAUGGGAAAGUGACAGAGACCACUGCUGAUGAGAGGAGUGCCUUUGUGUCUGCACAAAAACAAGCACCAGACGAAAUGGUCGUGCACAAGAGAAUGGUGCAUAAAGGACUGGUGUAUACCGGCAGAAACUACACCCUCAGUAAGAGACGCAGUGACUGUUUUGCAAAGCUCAGCGAUGGUGUUUAUGGUGAAAUUCAGAAUAUCAUAUCCCUUCCUUCAGAAGAAGGUACAGAAAUUGUUGUAUUGUUCAAAAAGCUUCAUACACAAACUUCCUUUCCUUUAUCACAAGGUUAUGGGUUUGUAACACAUAUCCGACUCGUUAGUGGAGCACUUCUUUCUCCAGUGUGUCUGAUUCCAGUUGACAGGUUAGAGCAGAAAUGCAUGAUUUUAAAAACAAGUGAUCAGAUGUACAUUUGUGACUUCCCAAAUGCAUAUGAGAGAGACUAGUCUGACUAGACUGAAUCAAAGAUGGUCAUUCUCGCUUGCAUUCAUUUUUAGUUGGCUAAGUAUACUUUCUCAGGUGGAGUUUAGGCUCAGUUUAUGCUGGGAUGUACAAAUGUGAUGUGGAGACAUGUGUAUGUACGUGUGCUUUCUUUGUUGUAAUGUACUGAACUAUAUGUCAUUUGACAGCCAGAUAAACACCAUCCAAACAUCACAACUUUGAAGACUGUCUGCUUCUUGAAGGGUGAAACUAAAUCGUAAAAAAAACACAAUCAAUUCUCUCUCUGCUUGUUUGCAGGUAUGUUCUGCUUGCUAUAACAUGUACAGAUGCAUAUUAUGUAGAUACAUGAAAGCAAUCUCUUACAAGAAUUAAGGUUUUACAGGCUUUACGUAUCAAUUGUGAUUUUAACUUUAUACAUCAUUUAUUGCAUCAAACUUGUAAUAUGUCUUCAGUCAUAUGUUUAUCUAGUUUUAACUUUCAUGAACUCUCGCUGGCCAAAGAACAACUGCAGUCAUUAACAAUAGUAAUUCAGCAAACUUCUACCAUAAACUUCAGAAAAUAUAAUAUUGUAAAAAAAUAAUGCAGUGUAGAUAAGAACGAAAUAAGACAAUACAUACCGACGAUGGCACCAUGAGGCAUAUGAUGUGUGCAGAUAGAGCUUGAUUAAUCAAAUACCAACACAUAUGACCAGCUUCA
Messenger RNA from Pseudoliparis swirei, 4373 nucleotides. RefSeq lists its product as uncharacterized. The coding region runs from base 1481 to 3682 and encodes 733 amino acids. The transcript has 5 exons. The record is from RefSeq and is a predicted model, not a curated record. Lineage: Eukaryota; Metazoa; Chordata; Actinopteri; Perciformes; Liparidae.